UCAAAGCCAACUGGGGAAGUGGGAAUCCAGGAUAUUCAGUCUUAAUAGUGAGAUAGCCGCCGUGGAGAAAACACUUGAGGCUCUCAAAACCGAAUUGGCCUAUGCCCAAGCGGCUCUCAACAGAGUCCGUAACGCGAAGACUCCCACGUGUCGCAUGCCAGACACCGUUCUCUCCAUGAUAUUUAGCAAGUGUGGCAGCUCAUUCAAGUACAUCGCUCCCCAAGCCGUUUUCGUCAAGAGUAUCUGUGCGGUUUGCCACCAUUGGCGAACUGUUGCCCUCAAUACGCCAACGCUUUGGUGCGACAUAGUUAUGGAUGCCGGUGCGCUUACGCCUCGUGUACGGGCCUAUCUCGAACGAUCGAAGAAUACGCCUCUAUUUUUUCAACUUCAUGCGGAGAAUGUGGAGAAACUCUGGAGUGCCCAGCAUUACAAACGGUGGUUCGACUCGCUUGCUCCUCACCUCUUGCGAUGCAACAUUUUUUGCUUGUUCACGAGUAGUCACGAGACGGCGCAGAAGAUAUUCCCUCUCAAAGUGCCGAUGCCUGAAUUAUGGCAGAUCGCAUGGGAUGGCCAGGAUCCAACUCGCUCAGAUCCAUCACCACCCCCUUCUCCAACGUCCAUCACCCUCGUAGACGAUAGCGUGGGCGCGGAAAUCACGGCAUUGGAUUUGAAUGCACUGCACGCUCCGGUGCAAAUUCAAUAUGACGAGAAGAUCACCUCCAAGCUGAAGCAUCUUCGUUUGCGAGAUUUUGCGGGUACUCCUCACAAGGAUGUUGUCGAUCUAGUUGCACGAUGCCCAAACUUGAAGACACUCAAUUGGGUGAACGACCUUGGGGAGGGGGAUUCAGCUUCGAGGGACUUGACGGCUCUGACUUCGACCUCCCUGCAAGUUGUUAGGCUUAGCCUUGCACAAAGCGGUACUCCAGAUGCACCACUGUACAACAAUAUGUCGUUCCCUGCUCUUAGGAACCUUGUCAUUGUUGCAGGCAGUGGCUCAAGCGUGUGGGCAGAUCCAAUCAUAGUAGUCGAUUCGGAGACAAAGAAACCCCGUUUCCCAGAGUUGGUAACGGUCUGGUUGUCGCACCGCGUAUUCUCUCCUUCUGCCAUCGCAGAUUUUCUUAUUGCACACCCUUCCGUCGAAGCCCUCGGUUCAAGGCUGGAUUGGUCUACACCAGGAGUGUUCCAUAUGCUGUGCGGGCCGGUCUCGCUUUCGCCAUGGAAAGAGCAGUUCCCCAAGCUAAAGUACUUUUAUGUCAUGAAGGCCAGCGCAGAUGUCUACUACCCAGACGGCGCAAAUCAGACGAAGGAGUGUGUACAGGCCAUGGUAACAGCCAUCACUGGUCUUAUCAAUGCAUAUGGCGGAUACGAGCAGGCAAAAGAAGACGAAUUGCUCAUUCAGCUGAACGAUGAGUCAUGGGGAAGUUCGGAUGCAACUCCGGACACAUCAUACGAAAAGCUCAAGGAGACGUUCCCAGAGGUCAUCAAACUGAGCCACGAUGAAAAUUGUGUCCCCAAUUACUUCCAGCCCAAGUUGUUGAUGUGGUGAUGGGUGGUUUUCCAGUAAAUAUUUUAGGGUAAAGAGAAAUUUUGCUUGUCUAGAUAUCUGUGUAGCAUACACUCCCCUCCACUUCUAAAUAGCCCCCCUUGAUUUCCCUCUAAUGUAUCUAUACCUUUCUUGUGUAUCACUAGUUACCCUCCUAAUCCUGAAGAGCAC
Messenger RNA from Cantharellus anzutake, 1714 nucleotides. RefSeq lists its product as uncharacterized. Lineage: Eukaryota; Fungi; Basidiomycota; Agaricomycetes; Cantharellales; Hydnaceae. The transcript has a single exon. The record is from RefSeq and is a predicted model, not a curated record. The coding region runs from base 155 to 1546 and encodes 463 amino acids.